AUGGAUUCUACUUUGCCUAUAGCGAAGAGGACCCGUUCUAGAGAGGCUAUCAUGUAUAAGAAGAUCCAUGAGGAGAUCAAGAAACGGAAACUAGAUAGUGGUCGGACCGAGGCAGUGGCGAAGAGCGAAUCAAGUUAUUAUCAAGUUAGAUCAGUUAAGGGUGAGAAUCUAGGAUCAGGAUCUGUAGCUUGUAAAGAAGUUGUUGAUGUAGAAGGUGUAGAAUCAUUGAGUGGACAUGAUGCUACUUUUGUGUGUGUAGAGGAUUCUGGGGAGGAGAACAAAGGUAAUCCUCAAAUGGGAGUAAAAGAGGGAACUGAUGAUGAGGUGAUUGCGUUGGAUGACAGUGACAGCGAGGAUGGGGUGCUGUUUUUAGGGGAAGAAUGUGAUUUAGGGGUAGAAGAGUGUGAUGAAGAUGUUGAUGAGGAAGAAGAUGAUGUUUUCGGUGGCCAAGGGUCAGGGGUGAGUGUGGACAGUUCAGAUGAGCUGUUUUCAUCCAGUGAAGAGGAGGAUAAUGAUGAUCCUGAUUAUGAAGACUAUGGACCUGAAAAGUCUGAAACUUCUGAUAGUGUAGCGGAGUCAUCUAGUGAGGAUGAAGGUGUGAUUUUUGUUGAGGAGAGAGUGUUUGCAAAGGGAGCAAGUAAGGGCAAAGUGGUUGAAGAGAAAGAUGGAAUGGAGGAUUUGGUUGAUUCUGAAAACAGCAAAAACAAUGGCAUUAGUGAGGAAUAUAAUGAAUUUGAUAAUGUCAAUCAAUCGCUGAACUCUGUGGCUAAACGCACUAGAUCAUGCUUUAAUUCUGAAAAUUCGGAAAGGAAAACAAAACUCAGGCGCACAUUGAGCAUGGAUGCGGAGAAGCUGGAAUCUCGUAGGUUUGUUGAUAAUGACAAUGACAAAGUGUCUCGCAGUGUUAAGAAGACAGGGCCUACGAAAUUCUCCAAUAGAAACCACAUCUUGAAGUAUAAUGAUGUGCAAAAGAUUCUUUUGAAUUCCAUUUUGGGCGCGGAAGAAAUUGGCUGUGAAACUUCUUUAUCUGCUAGAAGUGAUGGAAGUGAUUUUGAUUCUGAAUCUGGAAUUGAGGAAUCAACUCCUCCAGAAAAAACAGAAUCUGAAGAAGAAAUGGAUAGACUUUGGAAUGAGUUGAACUUUGGUCUCACUUGCUCUGAGAUACAUUCCACUUAUCCUGCCAAGGCAGUAAAAAAUGACGGGUUAUUGGAAUGUUCAUUGGAUAAAUUCGAUAAAGCAAGUUCAAGCGCUUUACUUUGUUGCCACUCUGAAGUGGUGGAACAUGGUGCAAAACCAUCUCAAGAGGUCGAAGAUGAAACUCCCCAAUGUUCUCAUGGAACUCAUGAAUUCGUCAUUGAUGAAGAAGUUGGAAUUUUAUGCAAGUUCUGCUCCUUCGUGAAAGUGGAGGUUAAAUACAUUUCAGCACCUUUUUUUAAACGUGCUUCAGGAUACUCUGAGCGGAAGGACUCGACAAUGGGUCACUCUAUGCUUGAUGAUCUCCGCAAUAAUGGCUCUGGUUUCAACUCCCAAGCUGCCUCGGAUUCCAGUUCUCAAGCAGAAGCCACAGUGUGGGACACUAUUCCUGGUGUAAAAGGUAGCAUGUAUCCUCAUCAACGUGAAGGUUUUGAAUUUAUUUGGACUAAUUUAGCCGGAGGAAUAAAACUGGAUGAACUGAAAACACAAACAAGCUCCAUGAGGGGAAAUGGAUGCAUUAUAUCACAUGCUCCAGGAACAGGGAAAUCUCGUCUUACUAUUGUGUUUUUGCAGAGCUACGUGAAUUUAUAUCCAAACUGCAAGCCGGUUAUUGUUGCUCCUCGCAGUAUGCUGCUUACCUGGGAAGAAGAGUUCCAGAAGUGGAAAGUUGAUAUUCCCUUUCACAAUCUCAACAAUCCAGAGUUAUCUGGCAAGGAAGAUGCUUAUGCUCUCAAUGUAAUGAACAGGGCCAAGGUUAGACAUGGGGAGCGCAAAAGAAACCUUAUCCGACAGGUGAAGCUUUACUCAUGGAACACAAAGGGAAGCAUUUUGGGAAUUAGUUACCAACUCUUUGCACGACUUGUUGGUAUUGAUAAGAAGGGUGGAGAGCCCUGCAAGGAAGUAGAUGAGGAUGUGAGAAAAAUCCUUCUUGAUUUUCCGGGUAUUUUUGUCUUUGAUGAAGGACACACACCUCGGAAUCAUGAGAGUGGUAUUUUUAAGGCUCUGUCAAAAGUUAAAACAGAAAAGCGCAUCAUUCUCUCUGGGACUCCAUUUCAGAAUAACUUUGAAGAACUAUAUAAUAUUCUGUGUUUGGUGGCGCCAAAGUUUGCGGAUUCAACGCAAUCCAAAGUAGUCAAAAAGCGUGGACGCAAGCCGAAUGAAGCCAAAGAGAAAUGGGCUUCUCUGACCAGCUCCAUCGGCAAAGUUUCUUCUGACAGAUGACAAGAUGAAGACAAGAAUUUGAAAGAGCUUAAAACUAUGAUUGCCCCAAUUGUGCAUAUACAUAAAGGAACUGUUUUAAAAGAAAGUCUGCCUGGGUUGAAGCACUCUUUGGUUGUUUUACAGCCAGAUGAUUUCCAGAAGAGCCUCCUUGAAGGUGUCAAAAGAUCUUAUCAUCAGCAAAGCGGUGGUUUUCAAAGAUCAAAAAGCUUUCUUACCUUGGAUCAUAUUGUGUCUGUGACAUCUGUGCAUCCUUCCUUGUUGCCUGAGCAAUGCUACGAGGAAGAGGAGUUUGUUGUUCACAAGGUUAAGCUGGAAAAGCUUAGACUGAAUGCUGAGGCAGGAAUCAAAACCAAGUUUUUCAUGAUGCUUCUCAAACUUAGUGCUGCUAUGAAUGAAAAGGGCAAGGAGGUGCUAUAUAUGGAUGGGAAGCGAGAUUUAAAGGAGCGGCAGUCGUCAAUCAGAGUGUUCAAUGAUCCAAAGAGUGAAGCAAAGGUAUUGCUUGCCUCAACAAGGGCUUGUGGUGAAGGAAUAAAUCUUGUGGGGGCUUCGCGGGUUGUGUUGCUUGAUGUUACCUGGAAUCCGGCUGUUGAAAGACAAGCUAUAAGCAGAGCAUAUAGGCUUGGUCAGAAAAAAUUUGUGUAUGUUUAUCAUCUGAUUACGUCGGGGACUAUGGAAGAGAGUAAAUGUUGUAGACAAGCGAGAAAGGAACGAUAUUCUGAGUUGGUAUUCUCUUCUUCAGAUGGAAGUGGCAAUCAGCAGAAAUCUGCAAGUGAAGAGUUAGAGGAUAGAGUUUUGGAAGAGAUGUUGCAACAUCACAAAUUCGUUGAGGAGAUAAUUGAGCAGCCUGAAGAGUCUAAGUUGAUUGAGACUCUCGGCUUAACGAAAGCCUCCAUCAACUUAGAGUAG
Pistacia vera is the source of this 3321-nucleotide messenger RNA. Its product is annotated as SNF2 domain-containing protein CLASSY 3-like. Gene Ontology annotation, biological process: gene silencing by siRNA-directed DNA methylation. The record is from RefSeq and is a predicted model, not a curated record. The transcript has 5 exons. Gene Ontology annotation, molecular function: ATP-dependent chromatin remodeler activity; ATP binding. NCBI's taxonomy places the organism in Eukaryota, Viridiplantae, Streptophyta, Magnoliopsida, Sapindales, Anacardiaceae.